Molecule: messenger RNA, 2731 nt
Organism: Betta splendens (Siamese fighting fish)
Lineage: Eukaryota; Metazoa; Chordata; Actinopteri; Anabantiformes; Osphronemidae
Gene: slc35f4
Product: solute carrier family 35 member F4
Exons: 7
Coding region: 458-1705 (415 amino acids)
Cellular component (GO): membrane
Source: RefSeq, a predicted model, not a curated record
GGAGGGGGAGGAUGGAAAGAGAUGAGGGGAGUGAUUGCGCCGUGCCACACACACUUGAAGCUCAGUCUCCCUUGGAGACAGUAGCGGCGCUGGAUCACGGCAUGACAGUGCAACAGUACAGUCUCCACUCCAGCGCACUUCCAGCGAGCCGCCGCCGCCGCUGAGCCGCCGCCGCCGCAGCCCAGACGGGCCGAGGACGAGCGAGGGAGAGAGAGAGAGAGAGAGAGAGAGAGAGAGAGAGCGCCCGGGGCUCAGGGCGGGAGCGGAGGACGAGCGAGGAGUCGGACGAGACCGAGGAGGAGUGGGAGGACGAAGCGGGGGAGCGAGGAGUCCGAGGAUGAGCGGAGCUGGCAGGAGGAGCUGCUGAGGCGCACACACACACACACACACACACACACACACACACACACACACACACACACACACACAGGGACAGUGUGUUGGGCCCCAGCGGAGGAUGAAGAAGCACUCAGCCCGCGUGGCUCCUCUCGGCUCGUACAGCUCUCAGGUCCUGACCUGCCCUGUCUCUGAAGGAGAGGAUGGCUCCGAGUCGCACACCGACACGCCGGGCAGCGAGACCAGCAGAGAGAGCCGGUCCUACCACUCGUGCACCAACGCGCUUCUCAAGGUGCUGGGGGGCCUGCUGAUGGUGCUGUGCGUCUCCUCCUCCUGGGUGGGCACCACUCAGGUGGUCAAGCUCACCUACCAGUCCUUCUCCUGCCCCUUCUUCAUCUCCUGGUUCAGCAGCAACUGGAACAUCCUCUUCUUCCCCAUCUACUACUCUGGACACGUGGUCACCACACGGGAGAAGCAGACGCCCAUACAGAAAUUCAGGGAAUGCAGCAAGCUCUUUGGAGAGGACGGGAUGACUCUGAAGCUGUUUGUUAAGAGGACGGCGCCCUUCUCCAUCCUGUGGACUCUGACUAACUACCUGUACCUCCUGGCCUUGAAGAAACUGACCGCCACUGACGUCUCCGCUCUCUACUGCUGCCACAAGGCCUUCGUCUUUCUUCUGUCCUGGAUCGUCCUGAAGGAUCGGUUCAUGGGCGUCCGGAUCGUGGCAGCCAUAAUGGCCAUCACAGGCAUUGUCAUGAUGGCGUAUGCGGACGGUUUCCAUGGCGACUCCUUCGUGGGCGUGGCAUUGGCUGUGGGUUCAGCCUCAACUUCCGCUCUCUACAAGGUGCUUUUCAAGAUGUUCCUGGGAAGCGCCAACCUUGGCGAGGUGGCGCAUUUCCUCUCCACCAUAGGCUUCUUUAACCUGAUCUUCAUCUCCUGCGUGCCCCUCAUCCUCUACUUCACCAGGGUGGAGCACUGGGGCUCACUGUCCUCCCUGCCCUGGGGCUACCUGUGUGGACUGGCCGGGCUGUGGUUGGUGUUCAACAUCCUGGUCCAUGUUGGCGUGGUGCUGACCUACCCCAUUCUCAUCUCUAUAGGGACACUGCUCAGUGUGCCAGGAAAUGCAGCCGUGGAUGUUUUGAAGCACGAGGUGAUCUUCAGCGUGGUGCGUCUGGCGGCCACGUGCAUCAUCUGCCUGGGCUUCUUGCUGCUGCUGCUGCCGGAGGAGUGGGACUCGGUCACGCUGCGCUUCCUCGCCACCAUCGCGGACAAGAAGCCGGAGGAACACGGAGAGGAGCUCACGGAGUCCAGCGUCCACACUCGGAGCCGCAGUCGGGCCAACGGCGCCGUCUCCAUUCCCUUAGCAUGAAGUCGGCUCGUGGCUCGUCUCCAGGCCUUUCUGCUCGUGUUCCUCCACUCAGACGCUGAGGCAGGAUGCUCGGGCCACACUAGCUCUCCAUCAGGAAGACAGACGCUCUGAAGAAGCAUCUCUUCACCACAGGAGGGAGAAAGACAUCAUUCACAGAUUUUGCUAACUGACUGGUUAGAAAGUGUUAUUUACUUUCUUGAAAUAGUCGCCACGCUCAGACCAGUCUGUCCCUCGCACGCACCCAAGCCAGGAGCCGACCGACCUGUCCUGACCUGCUCUGCAAACCAUAUUCUGUGAAUAUAAAUAUGGGCGGGGCCAGUUUGGCCCAAUCUUAUGUAUUUAUGGUAUUUAUUUAGAACUGUAUCAUCAGAGUAUUCAUUUCAAGUCUUACAGGAUAGUAUUAUAUACAAGAAUGACUAUUAUACUAUGCGUGAUGUACAGGCCCUUUUGGUUUUAUAAAAAAAAUAAUAAAAGAUUGAAAACCCAUGUAAAUACUGUGACAGCGUCUUACUAGAUUUGAAACAGGUUGGUAAAAUAGUAGAUAGGUAGAAUCAUUCAGUGUGGCUUUUUGUCACACACUCACAAACAUCCUCCCGGUUGGUUUCGGCUCCCAGGGUGCAGUCAGUGAGUCGAGGCCUGAAAUGAAGCAUUUGCUGAGAUUUCACUAAAUUAGCUGUUGUGGCAUUUAACAUCAUAAAAUAAAUGAUCCAGAAGAAGCCGAUAAUAGCCUUAAUUCACAGCCCAAGCUUCACUGAUAUAGGACGUUGAUCAGCAUGUAAAGUACUGAUUCAGCUGCAAUAACACUGUAAAAACAAAAAGUCAACUACAUACAGUAUAUUGUACAUAUUGACAUGUGCCACAUAAUUCAACUUUUGUUUCCCAGGUUUAGUUUCAACACGAUUAAAAUGACUCUGCCUUCUGGUCUCAUCCAAACAUUUGUGGGGUCUCGUCUUUCAAAGAACGUGCGUCUAUUAGGAAGGUGGAGGUUCUCUCAAGCGUUAACCUACGAGUUACAAAUUAACCUGU